AUGAACAAAGAUGGAGAGGUGUCGCUGAUGAAGUCAAUGCACACGGGGAACGAUCUCAUCGUGUACAAGAACUACAGUUUCUACUGCAAGAGGCGGAACAGCAGGACGAACGUCACAGACUGGUACUGCUCCACGCACAAUUGGCGCGGCUGCAAUGCCAGAAUCAAGAUGAGCGAGAACUACGAAAUAUUAACCAUUGAGAACGGACACACUCACCCGCCGGCGAAGUACAGUAUUGCUUUUAUCAAGUCGCACAAGGGUUCGGACCUUCUGCUGCAUAGGCAGUACACCUACUUCCUACAAUACGACAACAAGGUGAAGAGGGUGAGCCAUUGGCGUUGCUCCACGCACUCGCACAAAGGCUGCAAGGCGAGGAUAACACUCAACGAAAAGCUGGACAUUCGCAAAGCGAAUUUCCAGCACAACCACAUACCCCUGAACAUCGUGUUUUGCAACGGCAAAUACUACAAAUUA
Iphiclides podalirius (scarce swallowtail) is the source of this 474-nucleotide messenger RNA. The record is from the annotation of a GenBank genome assembly. Lineage: Eukaryota; Metazoa; Arthropoda; Insecta; Lepidoptera; Papilionidae.